ACGUGACCGAUUCGUAAGAGAGGUAUCGAUGGUUAAACCUAAGUCAGGGGCCGCUGCCGAAGAUAGAAGUGAAUGGUGCUAUUUGGAAUCAAUGCGUUUCUUAAAAAACCACGUUGCUCCGAGAAAGUAAGCUUCACACAUAUGUAUAUAUGUACAUGCAUAACAUAUUAUUUCUUCUUAAUUUUGCAAUCCAUUCUCUUUGCAGAACUCAAUCAAAUUUUCAAUGGUGCAGUGAUGAUCAACCAUCCACAAGCAAUUCACAACUUCCACCACCGGGCGAAACUACAGAGGUGCUUGACGAAUGCGUGGAAGUCUCACUUAACGACAGCCAGUCCAGCAUAGAGACACCAAAAGCUGUAAAAGGCGUCAAACGUAAGCACCUGGAGGAAGAGUCACAUGAGCGAUUUAACCGACUGUGUGGCAGCGUUGAAUCUGUCAUUGCUGCAAAAAAGGAACAUGUUUCAUCCAAAAAUGCCACCUUUUUGCAAAUGCUGGAUGAAUGUCUCCAGAAAAAACCGGAAGAUGUACAAGAUAGGCUCAAAAUUGAGCUGCUGGCGUACAUCCACAACGCAAAUUAAACUCUUAUAUUUCUGUGGCUUACCGUCAUAACCAGACAGUAUUUUUAUGUUAACUUUAAUGUUUAUGAUUGAAGUGGCUUCAUAAUUAUAAGUGUUAUAUCGCACAUCUAGAUCUAAAGAAAGUUAACAAAAAAAACUUAGGACGUUUAUAGGACUAUAUAUGUACACUAACUAUGAAACUAUUGUUAUACCUGUUUUUGUAAUAAUUGCGUUGAAUCUGUGCGAUAAAAAAGCAGUUAUAUUCCGGAUCUGAUUUAUUAGUUAGGCCACUUUAUAUCUAGGUGUGUGUAUAUGUACACAUAUAUUACUUUUCGACAGG
Molecule: messenger RNA, 897 nt
Organism: Rhagoletis pomonella (apple maggot)
Lineage: Eukaryota; Metazoa; Arthropoda; Insecta; Diptera; Tephritidae
Exons: 1
Coding region: 150-578 (142 amino acids)
Source: RefSeq, a predicted model, not a curated record